Messenger RNA from Paramuricea clavata, 3359 nucleotides. The record is from the annotation of a GenBank genome assembly. Lineage: Eukaryota; Metazoa; Cnidaria; Anthozoa; Malacalcyonacea; Plexauridae.
AUGAUUGAAUGCCCCGUGUUUCACGUGAAUGGCGACCAUCCAGAGGUAUGUUGGCCUGCAUGGGCGGAUGAGGGGGAGUACAGGACUGUGCAAAUCUUAAAAGAAUAUGUAAUAGAUUUUCAUCUUUAAUGUCACAGGAGGUGAUACGAGCAUGUCGUCUUGCGAUGGAAUAUCGAAUGAAGUAUAGAAAAGAUGUGAUCGUCGAUAUGUUGUGUUACAGAAGAUGGUAAAAAAUUAAUUAUGUUUGCAAAAUCCACCUCUAUAAACCAAUACCUUUCUAAUACAGGCACUGAACCCUGUCCAUUCAGUGUUUGUAUUAGAGAAGAUGGACAGGGUUAUAUAGGCUUACUAAGCGCCUUUCACCUCUGAGAUCGUGGGUUCUAUUCUCGCUAUGGGCUCGUGAUACUUAUGUGAAAAGAGUCACUCAACCGCAGGAAGUGUUGACAGGGUGAGUUGGGAUUAGCCCCUAACUGACCCUAACUGAUCAUAGCUGUGUUCCGUGUGAUCAGUUAUGAGGUGCAUGGCUGCCAGAGGAGCCCUUAAUUUAAGCCGGUUUUCCCAUAGAUAUCUUAUAUACACUAGAUAGCGCAUCUCUUUUAGUAAAAUUGAAGCCAAGAAUAUUCCAGCGGUUACCCCCAUUUGAAUAGAUGGCGGCCAUGUUGGUCGUUCCCACUUGCUAAUAAACGCUUAAAAACAACAAUAACUUUCAUAAUUUGAAUAGUUUAAAAACGUAUUUGGAAUAGGGUUAACUUAAUGUUUAAGUUCCUUGUUUAAGAAAUGGAAAACAUACGAAUCUUCUCACUUCAUGGGAACGACCUGAGACUGCAAUCACGGCUUCAAUUUUUGAAUUGCAGAAUAAUUAGAUGCACUAUCUAGUGUAUGUAAGAUAUCUAUGGGUUUUCCACUUGCGAAUUUUUUCGCGCGAACGAAUUUUUCUUUUGUCUUUAUCCAAUUAGUUCCAGCUGGUUCCAUUUGAAAGACAAGUGAAAAAUUCGCUUAGCCUGAAAAAAUUCGCAAGUGGAAAACCGGCAUUAAGCCGGUUUUCCACUAGCGAAUUUUUUCGCGCGAAGCGACCUUUUUCCUUUGUCGGUAUCACUUAUUACGUCAGCAAGACGUGGCAAAAUGGAUGCCGACAAAGGAAAAAGGUUGCUUCGCGCGAAAAAAUUCGCUAGUGGAAAACCGGCUUAAGAAAGCCUUUGACUCGAUCAGCUCCGUCCUUCGCAAUUCAGCUUAGCUCUCAGUUGUAAGUAAGGAUGAUUAGCACACCCCCAUCUAUAGCGCUUUGAUACAACCCUACUUCGAUUAUUGUUCUCCCCUUUGGGACACCCUUUGGGACACUUGUAACAAGACAUUAAAAGACAAAUUGCAGAAGUUUCAAAAUCGAGCAACUAGGAUAAUAGCUAUUGCUGCAGGUUAUGAGAUCAGGUCUGCUGACGUUCUUCAAUCUCUUGAAUGGGACAAUUUAGAAUCUAGAAGAAAAUUAACUAAGGCAACUCUUGUUUAUAAAAUUCUAAACGACCAUAGUUCGCCGAACUUGAAAGAGUUUUUGAUAAAAAGGAAUAUUUCGCAAACGACUUACGAUCUCAGAAAUGCUCAGAAUGAUCUGGCCGUUCCUAAGCCAAGACGCGACUUUCUGAAAAAGAGCCAGUUCGAUAUAGUGGUGCUAAACUAUGGAAUGAUCUUCCUGGUGAAGCUAAGGAAGCCCUAUCAAAAUGUUCUUUUAAAAAUAUUGUAAGGCAAAGUAACUAACCUAAUAUUAAUCUAAAUGGAUAAUUACAGACAUUUAUAUGGCCAAAUCACACCAAACCACCAACUUCCUUUUAAACCAUUCUAAUUAAUUACUGUAUAUAUUGCAUGUAUUUGUACUUAUAUUUGUCUUUUUUGUAAAUAGUUUUUGUAAAUUUUCAAAUGUCGACGCCCCUUGUGGAAAUCAACUCUCUUUGUUCACAAGGCUAGCGUCUUUAAAUAAAUUUUUACAUACAUACAUACAUACAUACAUACAUACAUACCCCCAUUUACUAUAAACUACCCAGUACGAAAUUCAGCGCCGUUCGUUUUAUUGAAGAUAUAUUUUUCUACUCUAGGGGUCACAAUGAAAUGGAUGAGCCUUCCUUCACUCAGCCAACAAUGUACAGCGGUAUCGUAUCACGUGAUCAAGUCCCAGACCUCUACUUUACGGCCCUCUCUGAGCAAGGUGUUGACACUGAAGAUAUUUCUAGUGAACUUGAAGUAUAUAAAAACUUUCUAUCAGAAGAAAGUAAGAAAGCGGAGACUUACGAAGCUGAGGCGUCUCAUCUUUCUAAACAGUGGACUGGGAUAAAGUCCGCGCAGAAAGGCGUGGUCGCCCAUUUUGAUACUGGUGAGUGGAGAUUGGAGAACUAGUUACCAAGUUGCUUACUGUCAUAUAUUAUUGGACUGUUGUUAGUAUUUUAGUUAUACUUAUUGUCAGUGUAGGAACAGGAACAGGAACAGGAACAGCCUUGUCCAAAUGAUUUCGAUUCCCUUGUUUUAAUUUCUGACUACCCCAGCAGGAAAUUGAAUCCAAGGUCUUUGCACAGGAAAAAAAUUCAAUUUCAUUAAUGGUUUUGAAUGUAAAAACUGAACUUUUCCAUUAUUGGUUAUGUUUGAUGUUUACCAUUAAUGGUAUUUUUCCUGUGCACAGGAAAAUACCAUUAAUAGUAAAUAUUACACAUCAUGUUUUUUACCAAUUUACCAUAUUGGAAAUCUUUAAUAACCAAUAAUGCUAAGAAUUCAGUUUUUUAGUUUUUACUUUGAUAAGUCUUCAAUCUUCAUGAUAAAUCUUUAAAAACCAUUCAAAAACCCAUUAAUGAAAUUCAAUUUUUUUGUGUUUCUUUUAACCAGCGCUCUAUUCAGAAACAGUACCAGAUACAGUACACACUCAACGUAUACAGAUACAGUACACCCUCAUCUAAACAUUCCUAACUUAUCCGCUCGUUCACAUCAGGAGAAGAAAGUCGCACCUAAAAUCGCAGCAAAAAUUACGUGUAAACGGGCCUUAAGGCUUAAACAUUCGAAAUUCCAUCUACAAAAAACCCUUCAUUAGUUCUGUCGAGUGAGAUGCCUAAAUUCUUGAUAUUAAAAUGAUUUAUGUUUCUCCACAUAAUGUCAACUGAUAUUUCUCUCAUUUACUGUCUUGCCUAGGUUGUGAUUUGGACGUGUUGCUAUUCGUUGGCGCCAAAUCUUGUGAGAUUGAACCGGAAGUAACUAUUCAUCCACAUUUACAUAAAACUUUCUGUGAAGCUCGGAUGGCAAAGCUUCAAGCUGACAGCAAUAUAGACUGGGCCAGCGCCGAGGCUCUUGCGUUUGGCUCGCUGCUUUAUCAAGGUACGCAGUGUAUG